This is a messenger RNA of Guillardia theta CCMP2712, 3459 nucleotides long. RefSeq lists its product as hypothetical. The transcript has 18 exons. Lineage: Eukaryota; Cryptophyceae; Pyrenomonadales; Geminigeraceae. Gene Ontology annotation, molecular function: protein binding. Bases 1 to 3459 code for a protein of 1152 amino acids. The record is from RefSeq and is a predicted model, not a curated record.
AUGUCAGCACGAUUGCAACAGAUAGCUAAAGAGUCAGUCCGCAAGAAAGACGAUCGGGGGGAAAAUCUUAUUAUCUCCCUCGAUGGAAGAAAGCGCGAUGCUCCCUUGAAGGACGAGGAUUUUGUUGCGCUUGCCCCCCACAUCUUUACAGCCGUGAAGGAUUUUUGCGUGGCGUUGGCACGGAGCAACAAGAUUGCUCACGUUGAGUUUCAUGGAGAAUGCAACGAGUGCCGAGAUAAGGGUGCUGCUGCAAUCUGCGGCAUGCUCAUCAAGCUGCGGCAGAGCAACCUUGCCGCAGUCAGAGCGAUAUUCUUCUGGAAAAAUGAGCUCGAGUUGGUAGCGAAGUCCACCCUCCCUGGACAAGAAAGGUUUUGGGUUGCGGAGGUUCACUUGUCUCACAACAACAUCACUGCUGCCGGGGCAUUUUCUCUUUUCGAGGCUGCGACUGGUUAUCCGAGAAGUCUCUACGGUGGGCUGGUUCCCCUGUGGUUGAGGUUGGAGCACAAUGCGAUUGAUAUUUCAAAGAUAGGAUCAAGAAUGCCACGAUACUGCAGAGCUGAGAAUCGAGGAGAUCGGACUCGAGGGCUACAACGAGCGGUUCAUGACGGAAACUGUGGCGUGAGCCAAUGCUGCCAAGCGAACAUUCCUGCCUUGCACUUGCACUUGUUCGACAAUCAAGAUCGGCUGUCCUCUCAGAAAGGCUACGGUGUUCCUGCAAGGGAGAACUACAACGACACCAAUGUUAAAGUACCCCGUCAAUCUAGCUUCAGCUCUCGUUCUUAUUGGACUGAUUGCAGACGUUUCAAGCCGAUGAAUUUCCUGCACUCCCUGGUGCUCGAGCAGCUGGCUGACUACAAUGUAGCUUCAUCUCCUGCCAACGUCAACGCUCCACCGCAAGUUUCUUCCCCUUCACAUGCACUGAUUGAUUCACGAACCAAAGAAAGCUCGAAGAGUGUUAAGGAUUCUGCUGCCAUGGAACAGGUGUUUGCUUCAGCAGAAACACUCCGAUUCCUUCGUCCUGAUCAGCCCCAGCAGAACCGUGGUCAUGCUCGAGAGCAGCAGGCGGAGAAAGAUGCGCCGAACCACCUGAAGCCUCCUCCCAACGAUGGUUUGUCGAAUGGAACAAAAACUCAGAUCCUCUCUAACCCCGUCAACAACCACCGAUGGCCCAACUUGCAAGAUGUUGCCAAAGAAGUCAAUGGAGAUGGCGGCUCAAGUCAGUCCUCGAUCUUGCCCAGUCCUCCCCUUCCACUCCGUCCCCAUCCUCAAGCGCCGGGUGACAGUAGGGAUUUUCCCCAGCAUCCUCAGUCAAGCAGCAUUCCUCCGAAUCAGUCAACUCUGUACAAGCCAUUCAUGUCGAAGCAGAACUCCCAGCCUCCUGACCAUGCGGCCCACGCUAUUCAACCGUUACGCGUGCAACCAGAUGAUACGACCCAUAGCCUUCAACCGUUGCAUGUGCAACCACAACCUUCGCCGGAGCAGCAGAACUUUCUGUAUCCGAUCAAGGACUCGAUUUCAAGUCAGCCCGCGCCGUCUUCCUUCAGCGAGCUUGCUUCGACUAACCGACCAUACAACAACCAUCUUCUCCCACCCAACCUCAACGACUUCGAGGGCAGCAACGAUUUCUCGUCCCUUCCAAGCUUCAAUCAUGACAGCAAGAGCUCUCUAGCCCUCGGAAAAGAACUCGUGCCUGUCGGCAAAGAAUGGCUAUCUCCCUCUCUCUCGGAUACAAAGUAUGUAGACCUCGAGCCUCUGCAGCCUGACCACGCAAGGACGUAUGAGGAUGAGCAGUUGAAGGACCCCUCUAUGUCCUCCUUAUCUUCCCAGCUCAUGGAUCUUUCGUGGAAGUCGCAACCAUCCACCUUCAACGAGCUUGUCAAACCUCACGCGUUCACGCAAGGCCCACAGGACUCUCUCAACCGAAAUCUGCAGCAAAUCAUGCAGGAAAUGUCGAGCCAUCAGGGCAACGGGCACGAAAGUUCUAAUGUUUCCUUCUCUCAUGCUUUCCCCAACAACCUCAACGGCUCUCUCCACUCUUCUCUUCCAGCCUUUCCCUCUUCUGCAAUGUCACUUUCUGAAGUAGAGGACAACCUUGCCGCAAGAGGGCAGGUGGAGCAGAGCUCGUUGUCGUGGGAGCCAAACAAUGCUGGUGUGACAGUCGAGCAACAAAGAAAGAUGGCUCGCUCUGAAGAUCUGAAGAAGUUGCCAGACGCCUGCAUGCGCUGGAACCACGAAGGCAGGAUGUUCGAGUGUCGUGUUGAGCUGAACAAGUACAAGCUCGUCAGCUGCAACCUUGCCUGGCCCCUCAACGACUCUGACGUCGUGGAGAUCUGGCCGAUCUUUGUCUCCAUGAUGGAGAGAAGAAUCAUGCAGUUGGACCCAUCCAAGGACUUCAUCAUCUUUGUGGACGUUUCGUUUGAAGAGAACAACCUCGGAGAUCUCGCCGUGAUGACUGUCUGCCAAGGGCUCGGCGAGAUCCUCAAGCGCCCGAGGCCCAACGUCUGGCUGCGAUCCCUUGACUUCGCCUUCAACUUCGUCUCCGACGUCGGAUGCCUCCACAUCUCGCAGCUCAUGGACUCCAACCUGCGUACUGGGUCCGACGCGAUCAAGCAGUUCCUUGCGGACAAGUCGAAGACCUCUCAAGUCCCUGCUCCCUCCAUCACGCUGAGGCUCUCCUACAACUGCAUCUCUUCGUCGGGGGCCAACGUUCUCGCAGAGAAGCUGUGCAGAUACAACGCAAAGUUCUCCUCGCAGUCCAAGGGCGCUCCUCCCUCUGCCCUCAACGCAAAGAUGCAGAUCGGAUACAACAAGAUAGACAUGCGCAUGGUCAGCUCUGCGACCCUCGACCCUCAGAACGAGAAGCGAGACGGUGAAAUCUCCAUUUACUUGUGGGUUGGUGAUGACAACCCGGCAGACAUGGCAGACAUUGACUGGGGUUACCACGCCAAACCUCGGCAGUUCAUGUCUAUAGACCUUCUCGAUACUUUCUUCUUCGAGCUUUGCUUGAAGAGGCUGCACAAGACAAGAACCCCGGCUGAUGUUCCCCUUCUCAUCGUGCCAGACACGACUUCCUUCUUGCGUAUGAUGCAAGGCGAGUACGGCAAGCCACCUGACCUCAACAUCCACUUCUUGCAAGGAGGGCAGGAUCACGUGCCGCCGGUGAUGAUUGUGAUGAUCGGAUCGGUCUACCGAUCCCUGUGGCACUUGGUGGAGAGUCACUCCACGACACAAUCGGACCGAGUUGCCAUCUUGCACCUUCUUGGAACUUGUUUGAACAAGGCUCACGAUGCAAGCAAGAUUCUCUUGCUAGAGACUGACAGCAACUUUCAUUCAACCCAAAAGCAGUUUGAGGAGAUGUCGAACGUGUCGCACUGGAAGUCUUCUCCCUCCAUUGCCACGAUUUUGGAAUCUUUGGACACUAUGAACACAUCUUGCAGUAUACGACAAGGACUGACCUGA